AUGCAAGAAAUACACGACCUCUCCCUACAAGCCGCGACCGACGCGGCAAUACGAGCGACCUUCCUCGCUCGCUACUCGAGCGUAGCGAAGAUCGCGGACGAUUUUGAGGCCACCCACCUGAAGGUCAUCCAAGAAGCGGCGAAUUUCGAGGUCGAGGACGAAAUCCGAGCCAGUUUCGAUAAAAUGCAUUACGCCUUUUCCGGCGACCUUACGUUGUGGCCUUCCUUCAUCGCGUUGUUCAACGCGUCGAUACACAACCAGCAGAUUUCCGCGAUAGAGAAAUACCAGUAUCUGCUGGCUUCACUCAAAGGGGAACCACUCAACGUGGUGAAAAACCUGCCGUUUUCUGAUGAGUACUAUCUGAUCGCUUACGACUCGCUGGUCGAUCGAUACCGGAAUAAGAGAAGGUUAGCGGACCAUCACUUGAAUUCGAUAAUCGAAGCAAAGCCAUUGAAGGCGGAGACGGCCGAGGCUCUUCACCACUUAUUAGAUACGUUUACCGAGAACACGCGCGCGCUCGCAUUGAUGAAGUUCCCUACCGAUUCAUGGGACUUUAUCCUACUGAGGUUUUUGUUAGACAAGCUUCCUCGUUCCCUUCGGGAAAAAUUCGAGUCGGCUCACCGGGCUGAGGAGAUACCGCGAUAUACACAACUCACGAAAUUUCUAGCGGAGCAUUGUCAGGUUCUCGAGGCCGUCGCGGGCCCGUCCUCCAAAACCAAGUCCACACCGGUCUCUUCGUUCGUGACUAACGCGGCCGAUUGCCCCGUUUGUAAGGAGUCUCACUACGUGUCGAAGUGCUCCCAGUUUUUAAAACUCUUGCCGAGGGAGAGGCAGGCUAAGGCUCGCGACUUGAGAUUGUGCCUCAACUGCCUGCGCUCGGGGCAUGGCAUGAAAGACUGUCCGUCCGCGUGGGCAUGUCGGUCCUGCGGCACAAAGCAUCAUACGCUUCUGCAUUACGAGCAGAGCUCUAAUACUACCCCUAAGCCCGAACCCAUUAGCGCGACUCCUGCCGAACCGGACGCCGUACCCGCUCCUCAGUCGGAGGAUGCGCCAAUUGUAACAAUGACUAGCCUGGCCAAUAGAAUCGUCCUCCUGUCCACCGUACGAGCCGAGGCGAUAGACGCGCGUGGCAAUGCGUUCCCCGUACACAUAUUGCUGGACAGCGCGAGUCAGGCCAACUUUAUUACCGAGGGCUGCCUCCGGAAGGGCGGCUUUCGUCGCACCAAACACAGUGCAACCGUGUUGGCGAUAAACGAAGCCAGGGCGGCCACGACGAGGGGCCUCACCUCUCUCGUGAUCCGCGGGCGCGGUCGCGACGACACUCGGUUCUCGAUAGAGGCUACGGUCCUCUCGCGCAUAACCUCGCCGCUGCCUAAUGACAAGGUGGAGGUCCAGCCGUGGAAACACUUGAAGGGAUUGCCGCUCGCGGAUCCCGAAUAUUUCGUGCCCGGCGGUGUUGACAUCCUCCUGGGGGCGGACUCGUUUGUGUCGGUGCUACGGGAGGGCCGUCGUAAGGGGGAAAGGGGAGAACCCGACGCCUUCAAUUCAGUCUUCGGAUGGGUUCUGACGGGCGCGGUAUCCCCAUCAGUCCAGGCAGCGCCCCUGAGGUCAUUCGCGACUGCGCUCGAGUCGAUCGCGACAUCGGUGGGUCGCUUUUGGCAAUUGGAGGAGGUGCCGGAGGACGCUUCUUGUUCGGACGAGGAUCGACGCUGCAAAGAAAUCUUCGCCAAGACCACGUAUCGUGACCCCUCGGGUCGUUUCGUGGUCUCGUACCCGUUCGUGUCGGAUCCUCCUACAUUCGUCGGCUCGCGCUCCAUUGCGGUUAGUCGUCUCCGCGCACUAAAACGUCGAUUUAAAUCUGAUCCGGAGUUCAGAGCUGGUUACAAUAGUUUCAUGCGGGACUAUCUCGAUAGCGGACACAUGGAGGUAAUUCGCAAUCCAUUCCCGUCGGAUGGCCACAUUUAUUAUCUACCGCACCACGGUGUGUAUAAACUCGAUAGCACUACCACUAAGUUGCGGGUAGUGUUCAACGCGUCAUCGCGAGGCCCGGACGGUCUGUCGAUCAACGACACCCUGCUCAGCGGUCCGAAGCUGCAGCAGGACCUGCUCGCCAUCCUGCUUCGGUUCCGCGCCGAAGCGAUCGCUCUAACCGCGGACGUGAAGCAGAUGUUUCGCCAGAUUUGGAUAAGCCCGGAGCAGUGCAACUACCAACGUAUCGUCUGGCGCUUCUCGGAGUCGGACCCCAUCUUCGACUAUCUCCUCAAAACAGUUACAUUCGGCUUUAGCGCCUCCCCGUUCUUGGCGAUCUAUUGUUUGCUCCAGUUAGCUCAUCAAUACCGCGAGAAAUAUCCUCUAGCGUUCGCAGCCCUACUCGAGGCGCUGUAUGUGGAUGACGUCGUGACAAGCGUUCGGACGGUGGAACAGGCUCGCGCACUCCGCGACCAAUUGCUAUCGCUUCUCCGAAGCGCCGGCUUCGAGCUUCGAAAGUGGUCGAGCAGCCAUCCUGCCGCGCUGGAGGGCCUCGACCCGCAGUUAUGUAGCCAAUCGAUGUUAGAUUUCGAGUCAAGCGAGGAUCAAUCUCAGAAGAUAUUGGGCCUUCGGUGGCACUCACAAUCUGACAUUUUCGGGUUUCAAGUCAACGCGUUGGAUCGUGAGUGCACCAAACGCACUAUACUGUCGGAAGUAGCGCGCAUAUUCGACCCCCUGGGUUUUCUGGCCCCACUCACCUUUACCGCGAAGUGCUUAAGUCAGCGUCUGUGGACCCUCAAGUUAGAUUGGGAUGAUGAGCCUCCGAUGGACAUUCGUCGCAGUUGGAGUCGUUUCCAGACGGAGCUCGGCGUGUUAUCUUCCCUUCGCGUUCCUCGCGCGUUUAACUUGUGCCAUGUAGAUCGCUGCGAACUCCACGGGUUCUGCGAUGCCAGCGAGCUGGGGUACGGAGCCGUGAUUUAUCUGCGAAUCGUUACGCGCGACGGCGUCGGGGUCCGAUUACUGUGCGCCAAGUCUAAGGUCGCCCCGCUUCGCCCCCUCACCAUUCCCCGUCUGGAGCUCUGCGCGGCUCUGCUCUUGUCUAAAUUAAUCGCGUACGUCCGGCGCACCCUCCGCGGACACCUUGACAUUGACGACGAGUAUGCUUGGACGGAUUCCGAGGUCGCCCGGGCCUGGAUCCGCUCAGCACCACAACGGUGGAAGACCUUCGUUAGAAAUCGCGUUGCCCUCAUUCAGGACAACGUGCCGGUAUCAGCUUGGGGUCACGUCGACACGGAGUCCAAUCCGGCGGAUCACUGCUCCCGUGGGCUUUAUCCUCGCGAUCUGGUGGCCAAUUCGAUGUGGUGGGCGGGCCCUGAGUGGCUUGUUCGCUUCGAACCCCGAGUUGAGCCUUCCCACGGUUCGGAAACCCCUCCGAUCGGGGAGGAGAAAAUCGUAUCGCUCGUGGCGCUCGAUCCGCCUGACGCGGUACAUUCAUUGCUCGAAAGAUUCUCUUCAAUCGAGAAAAUUGGCCGAAUUAUAGCAUACAUUCUCAGGUUUGUACAUCACUUCCGUGCAAAAUCUGCUCCUACGACUUUGGCCAUAGAUCAGCUCGAACUGCAUUCCGCGUUACUACUCGUUGUGAAAAGUGUACAGGCGGAUGCUUUCCGCGAUGAGAUCGAUCGUCUUCAAAGCGGGAGAAGGCUCCCCAAGCCCUUUCGCAAACUCGCUCCCUUCCUUGAUCCGGUGGGUAUUCUCAGGGUGGGCGGCAGGCUUGCAAAAUCCGGAUUGACAUUCGAGAACAAGCACCCUGCCUUACUGCCCUGUAAACAUAGGCUCACGGAUCUCGUUAUCGAGCACGUGCACCGCACGAACAUGCACCCUGGUCGGCGCACGCUGCAAUACCUGCUCACGCAACAUUAUUGGGUCCUCGGGGUGCAUCGCGCUAUACAACGCGUACUCUCGAGAUGUCAUCAAUGUUUCCGCGUAAAUCCACACACCUCUCAGCCCCUCAUGGCGGAACUACCGGCCGAUAGGGUCGAGGCCGUCUUGAAUUCCAGACCCCUCUGCCCGAUGAGCACCGACCCUGCCGACCUCGAAGUCCUAUCGCCGGGUCACUUCCUCACGAUGGAACCGCUCGUCUCCGUUCCCACUCAAGACGUGACCCCGUUACCGAUGAAUUGGCUGAGUCGGUGGCAACUCGUCCAACGAAUACACCAGGACUUCUGGAAGCGCUGGCAUCAGGAGUAUCUCCAUACGCUGCAACAGCGUCCCAAAUGGUGGACCUCAGUCAACCCGCUCGGUGUCGGUGCGUUAGUCCUCCUCAAGGACGCCAACAUGCCUCCUCUGCGUUGGAAGCGAGGACGAGUGGAGGCGCUGCAUCCGGGCAGCGACAGCGUCCCGCGUGUCGCCACGGUGCGGGUGGCGGACGGCACGAUCACGCGUCCCCUAGUGAAGCUGUGCCCCCUGCCGAUGGGCCCUGCUCCACAGGCGACCGAUUCAAAUUGA
Temnothorax curvispinosus is the source of this 4473-nucleotide messenger RNA. RefSeq lists its product as uncharacterized. The transcript is spliced from 3 exons. Bases 1 to 4473 code for a protein of 1490 amino acids. The record is from RefSeq and is a predicted model, not a curated record. NCBI's taxonomy places the organism in Eukaryota, Metazoa, Arthropoda, Insecta, Hymenoptera, Formicidae. Gene Ontology annotation, molecular function: nucleic acid binding; zinc ion binding.